Messenger RNA from Fonsecaea nubica, 2001 nucleotides. RefSeq lists its product as hypothetical. The transcript is spliced from 2 exons. Lineage: Eukaryota; Fungi; Ascomycota; Eurotiomycetes; Chaetothyriales; Herpotrichiellaceae. Bases 1 to 2001 code for a protein of 666 amino acids. The record is from RefSeq and is a predicted model, not a curated record.
AUGGCGACCGAAGCUACAGUGCUGAGAAAAUGUGAGAGGCACGAGGAUUUGCCACGUCCGACCCCAAUCAUAUACACGAUUUCCGACGACGAAGAUACAGAUGACCACAGACCGUCACCACCAUCACCGAUGGUGGUGACGAUUUCUGACGACGAAGACGUCCCGGAUUUAGUGGAAACUGGAACAGAAAGUCAUGGUGCAAAGGCCCACACAUCGGCUCCGCGCACUCGACCACGUGGGAUGAUGCCUAACCCUCUAAAGCGUCCCAUCACAGAAGAUUCAUUGUUUUUUGCGAGAAAGAAAUUCCACUUCCAACCGGAGAGGGCGAAUGCGGCUAUGCAGAUCUUGCGCCAGGAGACUAGAAACAACGAGCUCCAGGACAGCGUUGAGGCCGAGACUCAAGAGGCACAUGAUGAUUCCAGUAAUCGAGCAGAGUUUCCGGACACAGUUGACCAGGCGGCAUCAAUCCAGAAGCCAGCAGAAGAUGGACGUACAAUGUCCCAUCUAGGGCAGGGCGAUGACGACGAGACUUCGAAAUCUUCGACAAAUUCCCAUGCUGUUGCACAGGGCUCCCAGAUCUUAUCCCCACGUCGAGAGACGUCUACUCGGAUACAUGCAAGAGGUAUGCAACAUACCAGGGCCAGUGACAAUCUACCAGAUCCCGAGAAAGAAGCAAAACUACCCUCCAUGAUAUCGCGUACGAGCAUUGAGUUCCUCACUGUGCAGAGCGCUAACCCGAUCCCAACAGAACUUGUAGUAUCAUCUUGGAUGAGGGACAAUAACUUCCCUUUGGACGACGAGCAUGCCCUGUUCGUCCCGGCGUCCACCCAGGAUCCCGAUGCUUCCGCAGUGACUACUGGGCCUCUUGAAGGACGAACAUCUGCCGAAGGUGUCAAACUUUAUGGUAUUACAAAAGAAAAUGCCAAUCACAGAGAAACCCCAGAAGCUGCUGAAAUUCGCGCCGAGGCACGGGCCCCAAUGGAGGAAGUUUCCAGCAGCAAGUACAACGCGUUUAAUCCUGCCGUUGAGGACGAAGCGCCUGUUACGAAUUCGACUCAAGACACUACUCGGACCAUCGCCAUACAGAAAGUCCAGACUGCUGGCCGUGAUGACGGUGACGAGAGGCAAGCCGAGCUCGAAGAGGUCAUUAGCGGAGGUCAGACGAAUAUCGUACCUGAGAGAACAGAAGAUGGGUCAGAUAUUCGGCUUGAGAGCUUGACCGACGCUCAAUCUCAGUUCGCUCUAGAUUCAAAUCUCUCGACUCCGAGUCGAAAUAAAUUAUUGGGCUCUGGUUCUACGCGUCCAAAGCCUACAAGCGGGAAAGAUAAAGAGCAGGGGAAUGAAAAGCGUGAAGCAGCGUCAGCACAAUCUCAGCCUUCGACUCCGAGUCGAGAAAUAUCACUGGGUUCUGGUUCUGCCCGUCCAAGGCCUACAAGCGGGAAAGAUAAAGGGAAGGGAAGUGAUAAGCAUGAAGCAGCGUCAGCACAGUCUCGCCCUUUGGCACACGGUCAAAAGGAACCAUUGGGCUCUGGUCCUACCCUUUCGAGGCCGACGAGCAAGCCAGAUGAGCAUAUUUCAAUCACUCCACACUCACCCUCACCCUCACCCUCACGUCCACAGCCGACAACUGGACUCACGACAGAGAGCAUUUCACCUGUGACGGAUCCAGCCAAAUUUCCAUCGAAUCAAUCUGCUCCGCGGCCAAAACCAGUGGCUCCUCCUGUCAACUAUCCUAAGCCAACUCGUCCAGUGUCCGGCAAGAACACACCGACGAAAUUCACGGACGCUGACCAGGCCGUGGCGAUUAAGAAGUUACGAGCAAAAGGCGUUGAAUUCGAACCGGAUUCCGAGGGUGACGAACCCAGUGACCCUGGUACUCCGGAAAGACCUCCCCCUCGCAAUGCUAAGCGGCCGUGUGCAAUCAAGGCCCAGGAUUCUCGGAAUCUAUAUGAAGUGGUCCCUUCCUUAGACCCGGCUAGAAAGCAAAAAAAACGAGGAUGA